GGCUCAACAGCGGGCACCGCGUCAUCUGACAAGACAGUGGGCACCAAGUCACCAGGCACGACAGUGGGCUCUGACUCAAUUGGCACAACAGCGUGCACGGGUCAUCAGGUACCGGAUUGUCUGGCUCGACAGCGGGCAUCGGGGUCACCAGGUAUGACAGCGGGCACUGGGUCACCAGGCAUCAGGUCAUUUGGCUUGCCAGCGGGCACCGCGUCAUCUGGCAAGGCAGUGGGCACCGGUCACCAGGCAUUGGAUCGUCUGGCACGACAGCGGGCAUCGGGUCACCAGGCAUCAGGUCAUUUGGCUCGCCAGCAGGCACCCGCGUCAUCUGGCAAGGCAGUGGGCACCGAGUCACCAGGUAACGACAGCGGGCUCUGAGUCAAUUGGCACGACGGCGGGCACCGGAUCAGGUACCGGAUCAUCUGGAUCAACAGCGGGCAUCGAGUCAACUGGC
Staurois parvus is the source of this 454-nucleotide messenger RNA. Lineage: Eukaryota; Metazoa; Chordata; Amphibia; Anura; Ranidae. The record is from the annotation of a GenBank genome assembly.